GCAGUUAUUUUCAUAGCAGAUAAAGAAAAAAAAAAAAUUAAAAGCACAUUGAGAGAAAAAUUUUUUCUCAAACACACAAAAGACUCAUCGAGUCAUUAUUAAAAAAAAUUAAUAUCAAUUAUAUAGUUUUAACAACUUAAAUAUUAAAUAGUAAUUAGCUAUUUGUUAACGUUCUAUUUUUUUUUUUUUUUUAUUUGUUUAAGUUUAAUUAACAUAAUAAAAUAACAAUGACUGAUAAUCAAGAGAAAUCAGAAAUUGUUAACACCGACAAUACAAUUGACGCGGAAAAAUUUAAAGAAGCGGCUAAUGAACAUUUUAAAAAUCAAUCAUAUGAUAAAGCAAUUGAGUUAUAUACAAAAGCAAUUGAACUCAAUUCAUCAAUGGCAUCAUAUUAUGGUAAUCGAAGUUUUGCAUAUCUAAAAACUGAAUGUUUUGGUUAUGCACUUAAUGAUGCGUCAAAGGCCAUUGAGCUAGACAGAAAUUAUGUAAAAGGUUAUUAUCGUCGUGCUGCUGCCUAUAUGUCAUUGAGUAAAUUUAAAUUGGCUUUAAAAGAUUUUGAGACUGUAAUGAAAGCAAGACCAAGUGAUGCUGAUGCUAAAGCAAAAUAUACUGAAUGUAAUAAAAUUGUUAAAAAAUUAGCAUUUGAAAAAGCCAUAUCACUUGAUAAUGAUAAAAAAAAUAUUGCUGAUACAAUUAAUUUAGAUGCAAUGGCAAUUGAGGAUGAUUAUACUGGACCAAAACUUGAUGAUGGACAAAAAGUAACAUUGGAAUUUAUGAAAGAAUUGCUCAAAUGGUAUAAAGAAGAAAAUAAACCACUUCAUAGAAAAUAUGCUUAUAAAAUUCUUUUAGAUAUUAAAACAUGGUUUAUGGCACAACCAACAUUAGUUGAUGUUCCAAUACCAGAUGAUUCUAAAUUUACUGUUUGUGGUGAUAUACAUGGACAAUUUUAUGAUCUUUUAAAUAUAUUUGAGCUCAAUGGUUUACCAUCAGAAACAAAUCCAUAUUUAUUCAAUGGUGAUUUUGUUGAUCGAGGUUCUUUUUCAGUUGAAUGUAUAUUUACAUUAUUUGGAUUUAAAUUAUUAUUUCCAAAUCAUUUCUUCAUGUCAAGAGGUAAUCAUGAAUCAGCAAUUAUGAAUCACAUGUAUGGUUUUGAUGGUGAAGUUAAAGCAAAAUAUACAGCACAAAUGGCAGAGCUAUUUACUGAAGUAUAUAAUUGGUUACCACUUGCACAUUGUUUAAAUAAAAAAGUACUUGUUAUGCAUGGUGGUUUAUUUUCACGUGAUGAUAUAACACUUGAUAAUAUACGUGAAACUGAUAGAAAUCGUCAACCACCAGAUGAAGGAAUAAUGUGUGAAUUAUUAUGGUCUGAUCCACAACCACAAUUAGGUAGAGCACCAAGUAAAAGAGGUGUUGGUGUACAAUUUGGACCAGAUAUUACAGAAAAUUUCUUAAAAUUAAAUGGACUUGAUUAUAUUAUACGUAGUCAUGAAGUUAAAAAUGAUGGUUAUGAAAUCGGUCAUGAUGGUAAAUGUAUAACUGUUUUUUCUGCUCCAAAUUAUUGUGAUACAAUGGGUAAUCGUGGUGCAUUUAUUACAAUUACUGGUAAUGAUAUGAAACCUAAAUUUACAUCAUAUGAUGCAGUUCCUCAUCCAGAUAUCAGGCCAAUGCAGUAUGCUAGAUCAUUAAUGAAAUUCAUGAUGUAAUCGAAAUAACAAAAAUUAGGAACCGAGUAAAUAAAUGACGAUUGAAGUGGUGUUAUUAUUAUUAUUAUUAUUUUCUUUUUCUUUUUGUUAUUAAAAUGUAAGAAAAUGAGUUAAUCAAUGAGAAUGAGACUAACG
This is a messenger RNA of Aphidius gifuensis, 1838 nucleotides long. RefSeq names its product serine/threonine-protein phosphatase 5 (gene PpD3). The transcript has 6 exons. Lineage: Eukaryota; Metazoa; Arthropoda; Insecta; Hymenoptera; Braconidae. The record is from RefSeq and is a predicted model, not a curated record. The coding region runs from base 228 to 1703 and encodes 491 amino acids. Gene Ontology annotation, molecular function: protein binding; protein serine/threonine phosphatase activity. Gene Ontology annotation, cellular component: cytosol; nucleus.